AUGGCGGAAACAGGGGGCAUCCCCCUGUUGGGCUUCGUCUUCCUGCUGCCCCUGUCCAUCCCAUGGGCGCGGAUCUCGGUGGGCUGGCUGGCCGUGGUGCACUACCUGGCCUGCGUGGUGCCCCAGCUGGGCAGUGUGGUCUACCACCUCUUCAUGAACCACGAGGGGGGCCCGGCCGUCUACCACACCCUGCUGACCCUCGACAUGUGCGGGGUCUGCAUGGUCAACACGCUGGGUGCCCUUCCCAUCAUCUACUGCACCCUUGCCUGCUCCCCACUUCCCCGCAGCGCCGCCCUGCUGGCCUACACGGCGCUGUCCAGCUACGCCAUCAUCUGCGCGGUGACGGCCCACUCCAACGUGCGGCGCCUGCGCUCCUUCGCCUGGCAGGCCCUCUUCCGCUUCUUCUUCUUCUACCUGCGCUGGGUGGGCCUGGGCACGGGCCACCCCUCCUCGCUGCGCUCGUACCUCAUCAUGGAUGGCCUGGCCCUGCUGGGGGGCAUCAUCAACGUCUCCCGCAUGCCUGAGCGCUGGCAACCCGGCCGCUUCGACUACUGGUUCAACAGCCACCAGAUCAUGCACGUGCUGGUGGUGGUCAGCAUCCUCUACCUCCACUGGGGGGUGGUGGCCGACUUGCUGUGGGUCACCAGUUAUGCCUGCCCCCAGGACUGACCGGGCCCGCCAGCCAGUGGGGAAUGGUGUGGUCUUGUGGCUGCAUCCCUCCAGGUCACCACACGAUGGAUUCCCGUUGGCCAAGGGGUCUUCUGGAUCCACUCCCGUUUGCUGAGGGGUCUUCUGGGUGGCCGGUGGUGGAUUCUCAUUGGCCAAGAUGUCUUCUUGAUCCACUCCUGUUGGCCAACAAUGGAUUCCCAUUGGCCAAGGCAUCCUCUAGAUCCACUCCUGUUGGCCAACAAUGGAUUCCCAUUGGCCAAGGCACCGUCUCCAGUCCUUUUGGCCAAGGGGUCUUCUGGAUGGCCAGUGAUGGAUUUCUGGUGGUUUUGGUGACUUCUGGAUCAACUCCCAUUGGCUAAGGGGUCUUCUGGCUCAGCAGAUCAGGGCUCCCACUGGCUGAGAAUCAUUGUGGAUCACCAGGGUUGGAUUUCCAUGGUUGAGGGCUCUUCUCUGUUGCCAGCAAUGCACUUCCAUUGGCUAGACUCUGGAUAGACUCUCUUUGGCUGAUGAGGGUGCUUCUGGGUCACUAGCCACAGACUCCCUUUAACGAAGCUCCAGCCAGAUGCCCGCUGUCCGUGGGUCAUUCUGGACCACCAGGGAUGGAUUUCUAUUGGCUGCGGUCCUUUGGAUCCUUCUGGAUCACCAGCAGUGCUCGCCCAUAGGGACUGGGGGCAGGGUGGGGGGCUGCGAGGGGGCACUAUUUUGAGGAGCUAGGGGGUGGCGCAGCCCCUCUCCCCCUUUUAUCCAGGUAUCCUACAGACUUUGAGACACCAUGCAAUACUUUCUACUUUUUAAAGGGCUGACGAGGUGCCUGGAUGCUGGGGUCUGCACUGACUAGGGGCUCGGGGGAGGCAGCCCAGGAGAAGCUGUGUGCAUUGGGGGAGGUGGGGGGAAGGAGGCAGUGGAAUCUAAGAGCUACAGCGGGACUCCUGGGUUCUCUCCUCAGUUGUUGCCAUCAUCCUUGGGCCAAGCGGCUUCAGCUGCUUGUGCCUCAGUUUCCUGUUGCUCCCUGCUCUGGGGGUAGGGGGGGGGUGUUUCCUGUUACUGAGCCCUGGUCUGCACUCUCCCCCUGCCGAGGGAGGAACAGGUAUUCCCCUUUCUGCAGCAGUCACGGCUCCUGGUGCAGUAACAGCCAGCAGGGGACUGUGUCCCCAUCAGCCUGUUUUUAUACUACACGUCCCAUCUGCUGCUAACCCCAUGGUGCUCACCGGGAGCCCCGGGCGUUGAGUGCCAGGGCUCUCCUUCCACCCUCUGCUGGCAUUGGGGGUGUACCUACUGUUCCCCUUCCCCUUAUGUAACUUAGGGCCACUAAACACAGAGGCAGCUCUGGAUCAUUGUUUUCCAAUCCCUGUUCAUUGGGCCCUGGAUAGCUAAUCUGGAUCCUGAGCAGGGAGGUGUGUGUGUGUGAAUGGAGCUAAACUGGAUUCAGAAGCCACAGGUGUGGGAGCAGCUGAACUGGUUCUCAAUCUGGAUUCCAGUUGGCCACAUGCAUACAUAGUUAAACUCGUUCUCAGUCUGGAUUCCUGUCCAGAGACCAGGUGUGAAUGUAGCUAAAAUUGUUCUUAAUCUGGAUUCCAAUUGCCCAAGUGUGAAUGAAGCUACCCUGGUUCUCAAUUUGGAUUCCAAUUGGCCAUGUGUAAUGUAGCUAAACUCAUUCUCAGUCCUGAUUCCUAUCAUGAGGCUGCAUGUGUGAAUAUAGCUAAAUGGUUUCUCAAUCAGGAUUCCACGUGGGAGGCCAUGUGUCAAUAUAGCCAAAUUAGAUUUUUAAUCCAGAUUCUAAUCUGGUUUUACCAGGCAACGUAUAUGGGGGUCAAGCUGGUUCUUAAGGUGGAAGCCAACUUACAUAAGCAGUUCUUAAAUUCCAUCUUGUUCUCUGAUUGUUUUGUUCAGUGUAAAUGGGGCCCUCUCAACCUCAUUCCUGGUGGGCAACCACACUGGUUUAGAAACCAGUUCAGUAUUAGAAACUUGCUUGAAUUGCCAUGUAGACAAACCUUUAAGGAAGCAGUACAAAGGGUAGUAGAGGUAGAGUAGGACCAUGGGUGGACAAAAUGGACAAUUGAGACAGCUGUGCUGUGCCAAGACAAGGAGUCAAGCAUCAAAGGAUAACCAACCACACAGCAUGAUGUGGAUUACAGCAGGGAGAGAUGGGAGCUAGGACUCCUGGGUUCUAUCCCUGCUCAGGGAAGCAAGCAGGUUCUAAUGGUUAGUGUUGGGGGCCUAGGAGUUAGGACUUCUAGGUUCUGUCCCCAGCUCUAGGAAGGGGAUAGGGUCUAAUGGUUUGGGGAGAGGAGAGAUCAGGCCUUCUACCGCAGGUUCUGUGUCCCUGUUGUCCCACCCUGUAACUGAGGCCAAAAGGAAAGCUAAGAAGUGGGUUGCAGGCUGUGAACUGUUCUCCCACAUUGAAAGGAUGGCUGUAUUUCUCUGGCCUCCCUCAGAGGGGUGGUGUUGGGUGGGUUCUGCUCUCCCCACCCCCCCAAAUCCAGUCUUGUCUCCGUUAUCUCAGGGCACAUGAACACAGCUAGUGUUCGCGGCUUCGUGCCGAAGCAACAUAUCUUUUUAAAUUAAAAAUACAAAACUGAAAAGUAAGAGGCUAAAAUCCACAUUCUGCCGGGGUGGGGGGAGCAGGGGGAUGGAGGUUCUUACGGGCCACCGCCUCCCACCAGGGUCCUGUUGGAUGGUAGCUCUAGGCUUCAAUAAAGCAGAGACAGAGCUCA
Terrapene triunguis (Three-toed box turtle) is the source of this 3383-nucleotide messenger RNA. It is a transcript of the gene PAQR4, whose product is annotated as progestin and adipoQ receptor family member 4. Gene Ontology annotation, molecular function: signaling receptor activity. NCBI's taxonomy places the organism in Eukaryota, Metazoa, Chordata, Testudines, Emydidae. Gene Ontology annotation, cellular component: membrane. The record is from RefSeq and is a predicted model, not a curated record. Bases 1 to 669 code for a protein of 222 amino acids. The transcript has 3 exons.